UGAGAAGCAGACACGGCCUGGAUUCAGCAGCGACAGAGGUCGACAACACUGGUACACAUAUAAGCGACGAAAUAUCCUCAUCGUUGGUGAGGUCUCAAUCGAGACCGUUGUUAUCACGGUCACCGUACCGCCCGACCUGAUCUGGUGAUAUCUCAGCGGCGAUCAUGGGUCGGAGAAAGAUUGAGAUCAAGGCGAUCAAAGAUGAUCGCAAUCGCUCAGUCACUUUCUUGAAACGAAAAGGCGGUCUCUUCAAAAAGGCACAUGAACUGUCCGUCCUCUGUUCCGUCGAUGUCGCCGUCAUCAUCUUCGGUCACAACAAGAAACUAUACGAGUUUUCUUCCGGUGAUAUCCGCGAAACGCUAGGGAAAUACCAAUACUACCAUCCCCAUGAGCACAAAGGACCAGCAGACUUCGCGGGGAAGCGCGAUGCGGACGACGACGACGAGGAUGACUCCCCAGGCCCAGAAGAACCGCCUCAGCAGGGCCAUCCUAUGGUGCCUCCGCAUCUCCAGAACCAACCUGGCUUCCAGCACAUCAACCAUGCGCCAUCUGCUUCCCCGCCCAUCCCCAACGGAGUUCCCUUUGUUCCCCGCCAUGGAACUCCUCAGCCGCAGGGACUGUCUCGACCGUCGUCAAGAACGCAUAUGCGUCGAGUGAGCUCGAAUCUAGUGCCGCAACAGCAUGCGCAUGCUACUCCGCCUCCGCAGAACGGUUUUGCCUAUAUGCCUAACCCCUCCAUAUAUAAUCCGAACGCGCCUCCCCCUAUGCACCAGCAGCCGCCCAGGCCUGGUCAGUUCCCGCAAUACGGCCAUCCGGGUCCUAUCCCUCAGCAUCAGCCUCCUCAUCCGCAUCCUCAGCACCCGCAGAUGCAGCAUAUCCCACAACAUCCACCCGCCCACGGGCUUCCGCAGCAACAUCCACAACAUGGUCUGCCGCCGCACCAGCAGUCCCAUCCGGGUCUCCCGCAACAGUCACCGCCGCUGUCGCAACAGCGACAGCACCCACAGCUACCGCCGCAAGUCACACAGGCCUACAUCCCAGACCAGGGACGGCAUUCCAUGCCCGCGACGUUCCCCCCAGAGCACCAGCACCAACCGCAGCCGCAGCCGCGUCCAAUGCCCGUGCCAGAACCGUCAGCUCAGCAGAUGUCGAUGCCUCCCAAGUCUGAGGGCAGUCUGUCCCCUCCAGAAUCGAAGCAGCAGCAGCAGCAGCAGCAGCCGCCACCGGUCAAAUCACGCAGCAUCUUCACCCCAAUCGACGAUCGUGGUUCGGUUCUGGCUCGUCAUUUUGGGGUGGGUCCUCCCACGAGUGAAUCUCCGCGGAAUGAUGCACAAUCCAGGCCAGACCAAGAGAAUACCAAUACACCGACUGUCACCACUGGACCGCCUUCUGCUCCUCUGCCUCCUGCACGAUCUGCGACAGAUCCGCAGCGCACACGAUCAAUGCCGUCGAUUCCCGAGGUCAAGCCACCGUUGAAAAGCAACAGCCUUCAACUCAAUGCCAAACGACCGCGUCUGAAGGUGCAGAUUCCGAGCGAGAACUCGGAUGGCGGAAGUGCAACGGCAGAUUCGUCUCCCCGUGGCUCAGCAAACAAGACAGCAACUCCCGCCAAGGCAGCUGACGGGAGUCAUUCGGGAGUUGUAUUGCCUCCUCCCUCGCCCUCUGCGGGCGCCCUUCUCAGUGCUGGCGCACAAGGUCCUCCGAACCCUUUCGCGCGACCUCCUCCACCUGGAGCUGCAUCCCAGAACGGCACUGCGUAUAAUAACAACAACAAUAUCGAAACCCCGAUUUCGGCGCUCCCUAGCCGUUUCGUUUCUGACGCUCUUCUUCCAUCCCCCUCGAGCUUCUUCCCGGAGUGGGGUUUUGGUCGGUCUGGGCCCGACAGUAAUAUGUUGCCCAGCCCGCUUACGUUCCCGACUCCAUCGGUUCAGAACGGUCCUGGAUUCGCGCGGGAAGACGAAGUGGACAAGAAGCGCAAGAGCCCCGAGAGCGGUCCUGGCAGCGACGCGGGCAGCAAGAGGGUGAAGACCUGAUAGGCCACACCUUAUAUUCGGCUUUAUGAUUGAACAUUCAUUUUCUAAUUGCUGUCUUGAUGAUCUCAUGGGCUGGCUGCAUUUUCCGGCGUUGUGAAAUAUGAACGUUCUCUUUUGGUCCAAGUCCCGUCCUUGGAGGCUGGCUUUUGC
Molecule: messenger RNA, 2183 nt
Organism: Paecilomyces variotii
Lineage: Eukaryota; Fungi; Ascomycota; Eurotiomycetes; Eurotiales; Thermoascaceae
Product: SRF-type transcription factor RlmA
Exons: 3
Coding region: 165-2033 (622 amino acids)
Biological process (GO): positive regulation of transcription by RNA polymerase II
Molecular function (GO): RNA polymerase II cis-regulatory region sequence-specific DNA binding; protein dimerization activity; DNA-binding transcription factor activity, RNA polymerase II-specific
Source: RefSeq, a predicted model, not a curated record